AUGGGCUCCGUAUUCAAAGAACCACUCAUAGUAGUCAUCACAAGCCUCGGCCACAAUCGCACCGGCUCCAGUCCGCACUGCAAGGCCGGUUCCCACACCAACAUCCCAGCCGCGAUGCGCGCCCGCGGCAUCCGCCGAGUCGUGCUUCCAGCACUUGGCGUCGGCAGAUCGAAGCCGAAUUUGUUCGUGCUAGAGGGUGGACGAUCAAGUACGCAAGCAUGGCGGGGUGUUUUGCCGAUCAUGAUCUUGUGA
Letharia columbiana is the source of this 252-nucleotide messenger RNA. RefSeq lists its product as uncharacterized. The transcript has a single exon. The record is from RefSeq and is a predicted model, not a curated record. The coding region runs from base 1 to 252 and encodes 83 amino acids. NCBI's taxonomy places the organism in Eukaryota, Fungi, Ascomycota, Lecanoromycetes, Lecanorales, Parmeliaceae.